GUGAAAACUCGUAGUGCAUCAGGAAUCUUAAAAAGAAAUCAAUUAUAAAUUUCGCAUUAUUAGUACCACUACUUCAACAUUAUUUUCAAUUUAGUGAGUUGGCGAACAGCUUAGAAAGUUGGAUUGGCGACUGAAUAUGACUGGAAAAAUGAUGCAUGCGGUUUGGUACACUCGUUACGGCGGAGGUGCUGCCGGUUUGAAGCAUGUUGAAGUCCCUAUCCCUGCUCCUCGCAAAGAUGAGAUUCUGUUGAAAGUAGAAGCAUCAAGCAUAAACCCAAUUGACUGGAAGAUACAGGACGGCUUUGCACGCCCUCUUUUACCCAAAAAGUUUCCUUGGAUACCACUUAGCGAUGUGGCAGGAGAAGUUGUAGAAGUUGGACCUGGUGUGAAGAAUUUUAAAGCGGGUGACAAAAUUGUUUCAACUCUUGGGGGUCCGAGUGCGGGUGGAGGGCUAGCCGAGUAUGCCGUUGCUAAAGAAAGCUUAACAGUUGCAAGACCACCAGAAGUAUCAGCUGCAGAUGGUGCGUGUCUAGGCAUUGCAGCGUGCGCCGCCCUGCACUCCCUUACUGUAACCGGCGAGCUAAAAUUGGAAAAAACAGAACCACGAACCAACGUCCUAGUAACUGCCGCUUCUGGUGGUGUGGGUCACUAUGCAGUCCAGCUAGCAAAACUAGGUAACACCCACGUGACCGCAACAUGCGGUGCCCGCAACAUCGAUUUUGUUAAAAGCUUAGGAGCCGACGAGGUUCUAGACUACAGGACCCCAGAAGGAGCCACCCUCAAAUGCCCAUCUGGCCAGAAAUAUGACCUAGUGGUCAAUUGUACCACUGGUAUCCCAUGGUCGACUUUCAAGCCCAACCUAAGCCGAACUGGGAAGGUUAUUGAUAUAACCCCAGGUGGUGGUACAUUUUGGAAUUGUGCAGUGCAAAAGCUAACUUUUUCGAAAAAGAAAGUUCUACCGUUACUCGUGUUUCCAAAUGCGCAAGAGAUUAGUUUUCUUGUGAAGUUGGCAAAAGAAGGGAAACUGAAAACCGUUAUUGACUCAAGAUACCCUUUAAGUCAGGCUGAAGCGGCUUGGGCCAAGAGCAUUGAGGGACAUGCCACGGGAAAGGUGGUUGUCGAGCUGUAAAAUAAGUGCGUACAACAUUAUCUUGAUCUCGGUGUUAUAAUUCAUAUUGUACUCGUAUGUAUUGAUGUAUUCGUCUUUUAUGUUAAAGAAUUCCAUUUAUAAAACUUGUCAAUA
This is a messenger RNA of Helianthus annuus (common sunflower), 1243 nucleotides long. Its product is annotated as chloroplast envelope quinone oxidoreductase homolog. The record is from RefSeq and is a predicted model, not a curated record. The transcript is spliced from 4 exons. The coding region runs from base 137 to 1129 and encodes 330 amino acids. Gene Ontology annotation, molecular function: oxidoreductase activity. Lineage: Eukaryota; Viridiplantae; Streptophyta; Magnoliopsida; Asterales; Asteraceae.